This is a messenger RNA of Trifolium pratense (red clover), 2777 nucleotides long. RefSeq lists its product as uncharacterized. The transcript has 3 exons. NCBI's taxonomy places the organism in Eukaryota, Viridiplantae, Streptophyta, Magnoliopsida, Fabales, Fabaceae. The record is from RefSeq and is a predicted model, not a curated record. Bases 314 to 2395 code for a protein of 693 amino acids.
AAUCCAAGGUAAAAAAUAUUCAAUUUUUACUCAAAAAAAGGUAAAAAUAGAUAAUAAGUUGACCGUACACAAUACAUAAGCCUCAUUUUCUUCUCACAACUCAGAACUUUCACAAUCACAAACACAAACAAAGUAACAAAUAAUCGCUUCUUCUAAUCCAUUUUCUCACAAACUUCCACACACACACACACGCAGUUACCGCAACUUCAUACUCAGAUUUUCUGUUUCUGUUUUCUUUGAAGCAUUUCAUCAAACAUUAACAGAUACUACUUUUAUAUAUAUAUAUUUCUUAAAUGGCUUAUACUCGCCGGUGAUGAUGAAGAUCUCCGGCGAAUCUCACCGACAACCACCACAUUUCACGGCGAGCAUUGCUCCCAACUACUCUCAUGAUUCAGAUCUUCGACCUCAACAGAGAACUUCUCGUCGGAAGUUCAAGACGCCGGGGAGCCGCUUGAGGAGAAGUGGUACUUCUUCUGGAAGACGGAGUAGACCUGAAACUCCUUCGAAGUUGAAGAUCCCUGAUGAAAGAGAGGAGAAUGGCGGUGUUGGUGGUGGUGGUUGUGAUGCAGUGGAGGAGGUUUGCCGGAAAAGGGAGCAGCAGCCGGUGAUUGUCUCGGCGAGGAAGCUUGCUGCUGGACUUUGGCGGCUUCAGUUGCCGGAGGUUACGGUGGCUGGUGAUUGUGGAACUCGAGGUGGUUUGAGACUUCAGAAUGGAAUUGGCUAUGCAGACCACCCAUAUCUUAGUAAUCGAAAUGGCGUUAUGCACGGAUAUGAUAUGAAGAGUCCAUCACAAAGUCGCCGUUCCAUUUCUGGGACAAAGGAUGGACAUUUUUGUGAGCUUGACCCUUCCUUCCAGUUUUCCUCUACUGCAAUGGAGGGAAUGACAAAGUGGGAUCCUGUUAGUUUGAAAACAUCAGAUGAGGUGCAGGAUAUCUACAGCCAGAUGAAACUUCCUGACCAAAAGGAUAGCACUGUUUCUGCUCUUGAAGCUGAAUUAGAGCAGGCUCGUGUGCGGAUUCAGGAGCUCGAGACUGAACGCCAUUCAUCCAAAAAGAAACUUGAGCAUUUCUUAAAGAAAGUCAACGAGGAGAGAGCCUCGUGGAGAAGCAAAGAACAUGAGAAAAUCCGUGCAUAUGUUGAUGACAUUAAAUCAGAUCUGAAUCGAGAAAGGAAAAGUCGUCAGAGGGUUGAAAUUGUCAAUUCGAGGUUGGUUAAUGAAUUGACUGAUGCUAAGUUAUUAGCAAAACGCUGCAUGCAGGACUUUGAGAAGGAAAGGAAGGCCAGAGAAUUGAUUGAAGAAGUAUGUGACGAGCUUGCUAAGGAAAUUGGAGAAGACAAGGCUGAAGUUGAAACGUUAAAGAGAGAGUGUAUGCAACUUAGGGAAGAAAUGGAAGAGGAGAGAAGAAUGUUACAGAUGGCUGAAGUAUGGCGUGAAGAACGAGUUCAUAUGAAAUUGAUAGAUGCAAAAGUUGCUCUUGACGAAAAGUAUUCACAGAUGAAUGAACUUGUAGCAUAUUUGGAAACCUUUCUCAAGUCAAUAAAUGUGAACUCAGAUACUAAGGAGAUCAGAGAGGCACAAUCACUUCAACAAGCUGUAGCUGCUGUGAACAUUCAAGACAUCAAGGGAUUUUCCUAUGAGCCAUCUAAUCCAGAUGAUAUUUUUGCCAUUUUUGAAGAUGUAAAUUCUGGUGAACCUAAUGAUAGGGAGACCGAAUCAUGCAUUGCUUACUCUCCAGUGAGUCAUGCCUCAAAGAUUCACACGGUUAGUCCCGAAGCCAACUCGGUAAGUAAGAAAGGCUUUCAGAGACGUUCUGACAUAUAUAUCGAUAACAACUGUGAUAUAGAAGAGGAUGAAAGUGGAUGGGAAACCGUGAGCCAUGUUGAAGAUCAAGGAUCAAGUUAUUCACCAGAAGGGAGUGCCCCUUCGGUGACUAAGAAAGGUCGAGAGAGCAAUGUGUCAGGGAUGAGUGUGAUUGAUUGGGAAGGAAAUGCAGGUGAAGAGACCCCAUUAACUGAAAUAAGUGAAGUCUGUUCGGUACCAACUAAGCAAUCAAAGAGAAUAUCAUCCAUAGCAAGGCUUUGGAGAUCAGGACCAACGCAUGAGGAUAAUUACAAGAUAAUCUCUAUGGACGGAAUGAAUGGGCGGCUUUCAAACGGAAAGGUAUCUAAUGGGAGCAUCAUGUCUCCCGAAUGGGGACUUGAUAAAAGUGGACUAAGCCCUCAAGACAUUUUAUGCCAGUUAAGUUCUCCCGAUUCAGGAAGUGUGCAUAAUCGAGGCAUGAAAGGAUGCAUUCCUCGCACAGGACCAAAGGGUAGCUUGAAAGCCAGACUUAUGGAAGCUAGGAUGGAAAGCAACAAGUUUCAGCUGCGCCAUGUUCUGAAACAGAAGAUCUAGAUGUAAACUUAGCCAAAGAUUGCUCAUUUGCACAACUGAAGAAUGACACACAUGCAGCAUCUAGUUUUGAAUUGUGGGAGUAAAAAUAUGCUGCUUUCAAAAAUACUGCUCAGAAAUGAUGGAGGGUCAUAAAUAAAUGCAAUUUUCGUGUAGUAUUUAACCAUGUUUUAAUUCUUCAUUUUCACUCAUUAAGCAAAGAUAAUAAUCUCUUAGGAAAUAGCUAGUUUUGUAAUCUAUAUCAUGAUCUGGCCUUGCUUCAUUUUGUGUAAUGAAAACUAUGAGAAGCAUGUUGCUUUUGUUGUAUCAUUAUUAAGUCUGAGGACAAAUAUGCAGGAAACUAGAUCAACAUAAAGUAUAAAUGAUAGUAUUUUCUUUUCCAUAA